Messenger RNA from Opisthorchis viverrini, 1073 nucleotides. RefSeq lists its product as hypothetical. The coding region runs from base 1 to 885 and encodes 294 amino acids. Gene Ontology annotation, cellular component: cytosolic large ribosomal subunit. The record is from RefSeq and is a predicted model, not a curated record. The transcript has 7 exons. Gene Ontology annotation, biological process: maturation of LSU-rRNA from tricistronic rRNA transcript (SSU-rRNA, 5.8S rRNA, LSU-rRNA). NCBI's taxonomy places the organism in Eukaryota, Metazoa, Platyhelminthes, Trematoda, Opisthorchiida, Opisthorchiidae. Gene Ontology annotation, molecular function: structural constituent of ribosome; RNA binding.
AUGGCUCACUUACUGACCGGAAGGACUGUGCCACCUUUGAAGAGUGCGGGGUUCAAACCAUCCUUGCCAGCUGCACGUGCCGCCCCGUUAGACGCAUUACUUCGUCGUACAUCUCAUCGGAUCCGUCAACUUCCUAGCGCUAUGACGGAACCGGAAGUACAGUUAAAGUCGUUGCCCGUGACCUUGCUGAAACGACGAAAACGGGCUAACAAGGAUAUAAUCAAAGAACAAAGAGAGCGGUCAGAACAACUUCGUAAGCGAGCAAAGCUUAGACGAAGCCAGGUUCGGCGACCCGCCUUUUUCAUUGCUUCCGCUCGCAAAAAGGCUCGUGAUGAGAUGCGUCUCUCACGACAGGCCAUCCGAAAAAGUCCAGUGGUAGCUACCGAUGCUGCCCGUCUUGGAGUCAUCAUCCGGUUGAAGCGAGAAGACGAAGAAUUGUCGGACGAUUGUCGCGCUGUUUUCCGGCUGCUCCGGUUAGAUACUUACAACCAAGCCGUGUUCGUUAAGGUCAACCAGGCUAUGCUUGAGCUACUGGGUCUCGUAGCUCCAUAUGUUGCGUGGGGCUAUCCAACUCUACAGACCGUGCGGGACCUCUUGGCGAAAAGAGGAAGGACAUUUUUCAACCAUCGGAAGCAUGCAAUCGACAACAAAAUAAUUGAAUCCAGAUUGGGUCAUCACGGAAUAUUAUGUUUAGAAGACGUAGUUCAUGAAUUGGUCACCAUUGGCCCUCAGCUCCGUGCGGUCCUCCGAUUUCUGCAGCCCUUCAAGCUAAUGCCACCUAGCAAAAGUUGGCUGUCAGGCUCAAAACGUUGUCGUUCAGCAGCGGACAGGCUAACGGGAAUGCGAGAGGAAAAUAUCAAUGAGAUGAUACGGCGAAUGAUUUGAGCAGCUGUGUUUUUUUUCACCGCACUCUGUAAAAAUAUACUCCUGGUCCUUCUGUCUUCACCGAACACUUCUUAACCUUUGGCUCACAACGUCGCUGACUUCGUUACUUUUGUGUUCCUCAGCAGUCACAGCCAGUCAACUUUACCGUGUUAUUGUCAGUUUAACCUGAACCUACAGCGGUCUCCCAC